AUGUGGCAGUGUGAGCAGCUGUUGGUGCAGCUGGAGGCAGAAGCGCCAGCUGAAGGCGGAAGCCCCAGCCCGGCUGAACCUUGUUCUGUAGUGGUUAAAAUCCCUGUGCUUCUGGUGACUGAUGGAGGCGAAAAUACACGGUUUCACAAGAGGGCGGCAUUGGCCGCGGAAACCGAGGCUGCCACGGAUUUCCUGCGGUUUCGUUUGCGCGGCAACACAGGGGCAGCGGGGCCGGCUGCGACUGAGGGCGGAGGGCUCUGCCUGCGGCAGACGGCGAAGGGGAUUUCAGCCUCGCCCGGGGGCCGCAGGCAGAGCCCGGGGCCGGUGCUCGCAACAACGGGAGGGCUGACGCGCACCGGGAGCCCGCCCGGCUCCUUCCGAUUGGCCGCCGCUGGGGUGAGGUGUGAGCUCGCGGGGGCUGCGCGCCCUCGGAUUGGCGGCGCCCGGCGCGUGCGCGCCUCCGGGGCGGGGCCCCGAGCGCGAUUGGGCGCGCGGGGCGGGGGCGCGCGCAGCGGCUGCUCCGCGAGCCCCGGGGCCGGGCCGGGUCCGUCCCCGUUCCCCUGCCCCGCUCCCUGUGCCCGGCACCGGGAGAGCCCUGCCGUGCGGGCUCCUGGCUGCCGAGUGGUUUUACCUUGCUCCGUGCAAGAGUAUCAAGUUGGGCAGCUUUAUUCUGUGGCAGAAGCUAGCAAAAACGAAACAGGAGGUGGGGAAGGAAUUCAGGUCUUAAAAAAUGAGCCUUAUGAACAGGAUGGCGAGAAGGGACAAUAUACUCACAAAAUCUAUCACUUAAAGAGUAAAGUCCCUGGGUUUGUAAGGAUGAUUGCUCCAGAAGGCUCCCUGGUGUUCCACGAGAAGGCCUGGAAUGCAUAUCCCUACUGUAGAACAAUUGUGACAAAUGAAUACAUGAAAGAUGACUUCUUCAUAAAAAUUGAGACCUGGCAUAAACCAGAUUUGGGAACAACAGAGAACGUGAGGAACCUCUAUCCAAACACAUGGAAGAGUGUUGAGGUUGUCCAUAUUGACAUUGCAGAUAGAACUCAAGUAGAACCAGGAGACUACAAAGCUGAUGAAGAUCCUGCAUUAUUCCAGUCAGUUAAGACAAAGAGAGGACCUCUGGGGCCAAACUGGAAGAAGGAGUUAGCAACUGAUGAGGAGUGUCCCAAAAUGUGUGCUUACAAAUUGGUGACCAUCAAAUUUAAGUGGUGGGGACUGCAGAACAAAGUGGAAAAUUUUAUACAAAAGCAAGAAAAAAGGAUAUUUACCAACUUCCACCGCCAGCUGUUCUGUUGGAUUGACAAGUGGAUUGAGCUGACUAUGGAGGACAUCAGGAGGAUGGAGGAUGAAACCCAGAAGGAGCUGGAAGCGCUGCGUAACCAAGGCCAAGUGAGAGGAACGAGUGCUGCCAAUGACGAGUGACCCGGGCGGACGCGGCGCCGGACCUUGGCCGUGUGUGUGGGUGCAUGACUCUGUAUAUAACUACACACACACAUGCAGACAGAAGGGGUGGUUACAGUGUCUCUGGGUGCUAUACCUGUCCUAGCAAAGAUUCCAAGGAAACUGCUUUCAUUAUGUAUACCCCCAAGCAAAUAAAAAAAUCAACUGAGUAGUGUCAUUUAAAGGAUGAAUUUUGCUAACUGGUAUGUUCAUGAAUGUCAAUACUGGACCAAUUUCUGCCCUACUUGUUUUCUCUCCUGUCCAAGUCACUCUGCUCUAACUUGCCCAUCUCUCAUUGUAAAGGAACACUCAAACAAGUUAAUUUCAGUUUUAUGUCUUCCCUAUGUGAUGAGUUUUUGGAAUAGGAACAAUGAAUGUAUUUAUAGCUAUUUAUUUCUGGAUUGUCAUUAUCCUCUAGUCAAAUCAGAAAAAAAUUUCUAUUAGUGGAAAUUGGGAGACUUUUACUGUUGAAUAAGUUUAACCCAAACUUUACCCACUCACUGAUUUAAAAGAAAAAAAAUCAUGUUUUAUUGUACUUUUGUACAUUGAAAUGCUAACAGUUUUCUUCAUUAAAAUUGGCAAGACUAAGGAAAAA
Messenger RNA from Passer montanus (Eurasian tree sparrow), 2029 nucleotides. It is a transcript of the gene PITPNB, whose product is annotated as phosphatidylinositol transfer protein beta. Gene Ontology annotation, molecular function: phosphatidylcholine binding; phosphatidylcholine intramembrane carrier activity; phosphatidylinositol binding. NCBI's taxonomy places the organism in Eukaryota, Metazoa, Chordata, Aves, Passeriformes, Passeridae. Gene Ontology annotation, cellular component: cytoplasm. Gene Ontology annotation, biological process: phospholipid transport. The transcript is spliced from 14 exons. Bases 1 to 1416 code for a protein of 471 amino acids. The record is from RefSeq and is a predicted model, not a curated record.